AAAUCAAAGUCACUCUAAUAAGCUGCUGGUGCAAAAUUUAAAGUUUUCUUACAAUGUUAAAAAAAUAUUUACGUACCAGCCAUCGGCUGGUACUUCGCCGAAUCAAUAAUUUCACUCCCGUAUUAUUAAAUCAAUGUGCUAUCGCAAACACUUUAAAUUCUGACAGUCUUCUAUUAUGCAGUCGGAAAUAUUCUGCACACACAUCAAAUAUUUCGCAGCCUUUAGAAAUAAUCAAUCCAGUGGUUUUUGAACAAAUAUGCAAUGAAACUCUGGAAUCCUUGUGCGAAUACUUUGAAGAAAUCGUGGAAAAGUCUUCCGAUUUGAAGGGUGCAGAUAUAACAUUCAGUGAUGGAGUUUUAACAGUAGCACUUGGUCCCACCUAUGGAACUUAUGUAAUAAAUAGGCAAAGCCCAAACAAGCAAAUUUGGCUCAGUUCCCCUGUUUCUGGCCCUAAACGCUAUGAUUUAAUAUUAAAAGAUGGAGGAUAUUGGGUUUACAAACAUGAUGGAGUGACCUUGCAUAAGCUUUUACAAGAAGAAAUAUCGAAGAUUGUUGGGACUGUAGACUUUGGGAAUUGUUCCCAUGGUGUAAUCUAAAUUAUUUAUUCUAAAUUUUUUGUUACGUUCUGUUAAUUAUUAAAUAGGUUUUAUUUUACAUUUUGUUUUAUUUUUUAUUACAAAAUGGAGGUAAUUGAAGAUGGAAAUAUUAUGGAUAGAAUUCCUAUUCUUUUGCAAAGGGACUUCCAAUAUUAUCAGGAAAAGCAGACCGUAUUAUCUGAGAAAAUAUGUCGAGGUGUGGUUGGUGGGAGAUUAGAUUUUCCAAGGAAUGCAUCAUUUGCUGCAGUGAAGAUCGUUUUGUGGUUAGAAGAAGAGUUUCACAUUGCAUUCAACCUAGGGUCUGGAAUGUUUGUCACUGUAAAUGCUGGCAAAGGCGAUGGCGGUGUAGCAAAAACAUCUGACCCAGACAAAUUCGUCCAACUCGCAAUUAAAUCCAGUGAUUCUUUACUUGAACAUCUCCACAUAUUGGCUCAAGAGGCACUCGACCACGCUGAUCUCCCGGUGUUAACCGCAACACUUGGAGCCGCCGCGUUACUGAAAAAUAGCCUGUAUUACUAUGUCCAACAUGUUGAAGAAACUGGCAACACCGAGAGAUAUUCUCGAUUGCAGGCAUGUUACAAACGUUACGUCACCAUGGCGGAAGCAGUCGGCGAGAGAGUACUCGAUCUUCACAACCGAGUACUUUCAUUGUACAUUCUUCAAGACUCUGGUGGUCGGCCCAUUGAAGAACAGAGGCCUAUACAAACUGGCACGCCGUCAGUACAAGGCUGGUGGCUUUAUAUGAAUGGCAGUCGCAAAGACUUGUGGGAUACUGUACCUCCGAGAAUGGCGCAGAGGAUCUUUGCCGGGAUGCUAAAUGAAACAUUGACUAUCCUCACUGUGAGGUACUGUCAGACUAAUACAACAGAGUCAACAACGCCGUUACUGCUGAAUGACAUCUUGAACAUAUUACUAUGUGUGGCUCAACUCUUACCUUCGAUUUGCGCCAGUGGUGCAGACUUGGCUGGAUUGGACGUUCCAAAGCAGACGAGAGACGUGAGAGAUCUCCACGCUAAGUGCAACGAGCUGUUUAAAUGUAUGAUUUACAGGGGAGCCGAAUUACAUUUUCUACAUCAGGUGUUUAAGUCAAAAGAGCAGGGAAUAACGGCCAAAGAGUGUGCUUACCCAUGGUUUACUUUUGUGAGUCCAAAUCUGUUUGAUAGUUUCGACGAUUUCACCGUUAAACAUACCAAGGAUCUUCCGAACAAAACUGCCAUUGGAUUGGAAUUAAUAGUUCUACUCGCCCAACCUCAGCCUUCGUGGCCUUUGUUAGUCAAGGUCUUAAUGAUGCGUGACUGUCAUCUCGCUAGAAUAUUAUUGCAUAACGCGAUUAUUAAUAUGUCUAUUGAUAACGCGCGUUGGCCAGCUGACGGACUGUGGUACAACGUCGAUCAGUGUCAGCAAAAGUGUGGGGGCUUUUUGUGUACAGCUGAUGGAUUCUGUAGGUUCAAAGGCGCUACUGAAGUUGGGGAACAGUACGCCCGAUGUGCCGGAGCAUUAACUAAUGUUCUAGCUACCAUUGGCAGUAAAGCGGAGUUAAAAUCUACUUUGUGUUAUGCUCUGGAGAUUUCUGGAAGGGACUGGGCGCCUUGUUUGGAUAAACGUCAAGUUUGGUGCGAUCGUCGCCCGCCAUGGUUGGCUGGUAUAUUGGCUAUGGUUGGCACAGCACUACAAUUUAUACCACCGAUAUUAGUUAAUACCGUACAAAGUGGAGCGUCGAUGUACCAGACAAUGUCCCUUUGCCUGAGUUGUAUUUCAAGAACGCUGGAUUGCAUACCGCAGUGCUUUGUUAACGCGGCGUCGGUUAUUGAGAACACUAUACCGUCUAACGUGACCCCAGUGGGUGGAUCGAUUUUGCUGCAGAUGCUGAUAACAAUUAUUUACGAGGAAUUACAGAAGUGGGCGAAGAAGGAGGCUGUUAAAGAAAAGUCUGUUGCAAAUGGCGAAGCACAUAACUUAAACACGAAGCAUAGUAGACCGAAAAUGAAGCAAGUCAGGAUUCGGAGUCUCGCUAAUACAAACACGUCCAGCUCAGUGAGUUUUGACGGUGCGUACAGUUCUCCGUCGUCAAUAGCGCUCGCUAUAGCCGAGGCGCUUUGCUCUAUAGACGAAGACGAUAAGCACACGCAAGAGAUACAGACGCUAGUGGCUCAGUCCAAAGCAUCCUUCGAACUGUCCAAUCAGUUCGGACUGGAAGACUUUCCAGAGUUCGCAGAGUUUUUUAAAGAGGGUAAUGUUCCUGCCGCCAACGCGGAGCGAGCGAGUGAUGCCGCCAUUUUGACUAAUCAAAUAUUGAUGACGUCAGCUGGAAGGGACAGCCUUCGGGUAAUCUAUGACCAUCUUCAGCUACACUCGGAAUGGGUUUACAAGGAAUUGGGAAUUCAGGAGACUUGUGACGUGGAUAUACCAUUGAACAAGGCCCCGCUCCUGUAUAUCAUGUUUCACAUUGGUCGAAGGCCUUUCGAUCAGUUUCUGAGAGGCGAAUGGCCUAUGCCUUGGAGCAAGCUAGUCGCUGUCGCUAAGGCUUGGUCGGGCGUCGAAGGAGCCAAAGUCCACAUCAACAGAAGAACUGACGUGCGUAACGUGAAAACUCACGGCAAGUGUAACAAGCAGUUAUUAGAGUUGUACGGAUUGUUUAAAGCGUCACCUGAAGGACUUCUGUAAUGAAAAUUUUCUUAUUAUAUGUCUAUACAUAACGUCUUUUCUACCGACUUCAAAAAGGAGGAGGUACUCAAUUCGACUGUAUUUUUUUUGUUCUUUUUAUGUGUGUUAUCUUAUAACUUUUUCUAUGUGAACCGAUUUCGACGAUUUUUUUUAUUUGAAAGCUGGUGCAUCUCACGUAUCCCAAUAUAAAUUUGAUCAAGGUGUGACCAAUAGUUUUUGAGUUAUUCUUAAUAAUUUAUGUUGAAGUCGGUUGUACAAAAUUUUAAAUUUUAAAUUAUUGUUAAUACAAUGCGAUAUUUUGAUUAAUCGACCAUUAGAAUACAAAAAAUUUUAAACAUACCGAAAACUUACGCACUGCUAAUAUAUUUUAUAUGGCGUUUCAAUAUUAUAUUUUUUAAUAUAAAGUAUUUUUUUAGAAAACCUAAAUGUGUAUAUAUUUUUGAAGAUUUUCAGUAUUUAAAACACGCUUUUGUUAAUUUCACUAGAACAAUACAUACUUAUUAUAUAAUAAGAAUUAGACUAAUCACCAAAUUGUGUAGUAAAUCAAAGUACUAACAUAUAUAUGUGUGUAAUAUAUAUAAUAAUAAAAAAUGUUACGUGCUUUCCGAGGCACGGGGAUGAAACACCACCAACUGAUAAUUUAUUGACGGAAAAACCUAAUAAACUGAUUUUGCCCCGACUGGGUAUUCGAACCCCAUGGGGCAACAGUCGGGUUUACGACCAAUAGACCAACGAGUCAGUCAAAAAUAAGCAGGUAAUCAUUAACUAUGCAUUCUGGUAAUAAGUCAUCAAAUAAUCAAUUCUAAACAGAUAACCCAUUGGUGAAAACUUUUAAAAGGAUUACUUGGGGACUUACAUAAAUACUUUACUUGUAAAUAGAACAUAUUUAUAAGCUUACAAGCCAACAUACAGACAAAAAUUUGACAAAUGGUUAUUCAUAUGUUUAUGGCAUGGGAAUAGCUCUCUGAGUACUUUAAUUUUAUUUAUAUGUACAGUUGUAUAAAUUUAGAUAAUUAAUUUAUAUAAUUAUAGGAUUUUUAUUUAAAUGUAUUUUGAAUCACAUUAAAGAGACAUUUCCAUCUCUUAUUAUAAUUCAAAGUCAAAACCAAAGUAUAAAUGACACAAAAGUAAUAGUUUAGUCUAGCAUCGGCUGUAUCUAGGAAACUAUAUGUGUUAUAUUUACAUACUUAAGCUUAGGUAAAUGAACACAAAUAGGCAUAAAGGACAAUGCAUAAGGUAGGUAUGAAAAAUGGUAUUGUGUCAAGACCUGACAUAGUACUUACGCACAUGAGUUAGAAUUCUAAGAAAUAAACAUGUAUAAUAUAUGAUAAUAUGAU
Molecule: messenger RNA, 4597 nt
Organism: Parnassius mnemosyne (clouded apollo)
Lineage: Eukaryota; Metazoa; Arthropoda; Insecta; Lepidoptera; Papilionidae
Source: the annotation of a GenBank genome assembly